This is a messenger RNA of Boleophthalmus pectinirostris (great blue-spotted mudskipper), 2077 nucleotides long. Its product is annotated as pre-B-cell leukemia transcription factor 1-like. The coding region runs from base 241 to 1695 and encodes 484 amino acids. Gene Ontology annotation, cellular component: nucleus. NCBI's taxonomy places the organism in Eukaryota, Metazoa, Chordata, Actinopteri, Gobiiformes, Gobiidae. Gene Ontology annotation, molecular function: DNA-binding transcription factor activity, RNA polymerase II-specific; RNA polymerase II cis-regulatory region sequence-specific DNA binding. Gene Ontology annotation, biological process: brain development; regulation of transcription by RNA polymerase II; eye development. The record is from RefSeq and is a predicted model, not a curated record. The transcript has 9 exons.
CACUCACUCGUGAAUUUUUUCCGAAGCCACUCGUCUUGUUCCGUGAGUGUUGAUCGCGGGAAGCAGCGGUUUUACGCACAGCUUGAGCCGACUCCAGCCAAGCACUUCAUCUCACAGCUGAAAAGGAGAGAUAGAGACAGAGUCAAUUUUGUAAAACGGCAAACGGUGCGGUGAAGGAAAGCAUCCAAACGGGAGCAUCGCCAGCCACAUUCCCGCGUGUUUUUUUUUUUGUUUUGUUGCAUGCGUUUGUGCAGGAUUGCUACGGGAGCGCCGACACUCACUCACACACUCACUCACCGAGAAGACUUGCGAGAAUCUCUGAGCGGAGACGGAGAGGCGAUGGACGAGCAGGCGAGGUUGAUGCACUCUCACACCGGGGUAGGCAUGGCAGGGCAUCCGGGUCUACCGCAGCACAUGCAGGAGAGCUCCGGAGCGGACGGCGACGGGAGAAAGCAGGACAUUGGAGACAUUUUGCAGCAGAUUAUGACCAUCACGGAUCAGAGUUUGGAUGAAGCGCAAGCCAGGAAACAUGCUCUGAACUGCCACCGGAUGAAGCCUGCUCUUUUCAACGUUUUGUGCGAAAUUAAGGAAAAAACAGUUCUGAGUAUCCGUGGAGCCCAGGAGGAGGAGCCCCCAGACCCUCAGCUCAUGCGUCUGGACAACAUGCUGCUGGCCGAGGGGGUGUCAGGGCCGGAGAAGGGCGGGGGAUCUGCGGCGGCAGCGGCAGCAGCAGCGGCCUCUGGGGGGGGCCCCGGAGCGGACAACUCAGCGGAGCACUCGGACUACAGGGCCAAGCUGUCCCAGAUCAGACAGAUCUACCACACCGAGCUGGAGAAGUACGAGCAGGCGUGUAACGAGUUCACCACCCACGUGAUGAACCUGCUGAGGGAGCAGUCUCGCACACGUCCCAUCUCGCCCAAAGAGAUCGAGCGCAUGGUGGGCAUCAUCCACAGGAAGUUCAGCUCCAUCCAGAUGCAGCUGAAGCAGAGCACGUGUGAGGCCGUCAUGAUCCUGCGCUCACGCUUCCUCGACGCCAGACGAAAAAGACGGAAUUUCAACAAGCAGGCCACAGAGAUCUUGAACGAAUAUUUCUACUCGCACCUCAGUAACCCGUACCCCAGUGAGGAGGCAAAGGAGGAGCUGGCAAAGAAGUGCGCCAUCACAGUCGCCCAGGUUUCCAACUGGUUUGGGAAUAAAAGAAUCAGAUACAAGAAAAACAUUGGUAAGUUCCAGGAGGAAGCCAACAUGUACGCUGCGAGAACUGCCGUCAGUGCGGCUAACGCGUCCUCACACGGGAGCCAAGCAAAUUCACCCUCCACUCCGAAUUCUGCAGGUGAGACAGGAAGUCAAGGCUGUGCGCUCAGCUCCUGUCCUCUCUCUGUCUCCCUGUCUCCUCCAGGUUCUGGUGCCUCUUUUAACAUGUCCAACUCGGGCGACUUGUUCAUGACCGUGCAGUCUCUGAACGGGGACUCGUACCAGGGAGCACAGGUGGGGGCCAACGUCCAGUCACAGGUGGAUACCCUUCGCCAUGUUAUCAGUCAGACAGGCGGAUACAGUGAAGCGCUCUCGGCCUCCCAGAUGUACAGUCCACAGGGCAUCAACGCAAACGGCGGCUGGCAGGACGCCCCCACCCCCUCCUCAGUCACUUCACCCACAGAAGGCCCAGGCAGCGUUCACUCGGACACCUCCAACUGAUGCCCUCCCAUCCCAUCCGCCCCCAAAGUCCCUCUACCCCACCCCGCCAUGGACCCUUCAGGACUGGACUCUCUUUAAGCUGAAGUCCUGGAUCUCCUCCUUCAGAUCGGGACCAGCAGCGCAGCCUGAAAUGAGACUCAAAUCUUCAGACUUUGUACAGUUUCACGUCCAAAUCUUUGUUUCGUUUUUUUUGUCUUUCUGGUGUCAUGAGGUCACACAGUUAGCAGAGUAAGGCCCACGAGUUGUCAUGGAAACGCAGUCACUACCUCGGUGCACUUUUGUAACGGUCGGGGAUGGGCUGCACUGGUGUAGGUACCAUUAUUCGAGGCAAUUUGAUAGGCUUGGUUUAAAGGACACACAUUAUGCAUUAUUAGUAUUACUG